Paramecium octaurelia is the source of this 1489-nucleotide messenger RNA. The record is from the annotation of a GenBank genome assembly. Lineage: Eukaryota; Ciliophora; Oligohymenophorea; Peniculida; Parameciidae.
AUGGAAUAAAGUUGUAAGUCCUAAUAAUUUGUUUGUUAAGAAUGCAUAGAAAGGGAUCAUUCAGAUCAUAAAACUAUGAUAUCCACUUUCGAAUAGAUAGAAUUACUAAUUUCUGGUUAUUUUAAGGAUAGCUUUCUAAUUAUUCCUGAUGUAUUUGAUUAAAACUUUCAAUAAUAAGAAUUUCAAGAAUUAAAAUAAUAAAUAUAUGAAGAAUUUGAGAAAUUAGAAACUCACUUUAACAAAAGUUAGGAUUAAAUUAAAAUAUUAAUAGAGGCUUACAAGAUUAUUUCAAAAAUCAAAGAUGGGUACAUCAUGGACAUUAGCGCGGAAGAAUUUAGCACUCUUUUUGAAAUCUUUUUGAAUCAGAAGAUAAAUAAUUAUUCAACGCUGCACUCUAAUUUGACUUUACUAAAAAAUAAAUCAAAAUAUUUGAGUGCCAAAGUGAAAGAGAUUCAAUAAUAGCUUGCUUCUUUCCAGAUCAAUUCAGAUACCUUGGAUUUUAGCAAAUUUAUAAGUAGAAACAUAAAAUCGAAGAUAAUAUCCUAAUUUUAUUCAUAGAACCUUUUGAAUUACUCUUUAGUCCCUCAGGAAUAUAAGUAUAUUAAAGGAGUAAGAAUUGGGGAAAUCGAAAAUAAUAAUGAAAUCUACUACGGAGAAAUUAAUGAAAAGUAAAUCAAGCAUGGAAAAGGUAUUAAUGAAUAUUAAAAAGGUGUUUAAAUUAUAAAAAACGGUGAUAUAAUAUAUGAGGGUAUUUGGGAGUAAGAUUAAUUACAAUGGGGUUAAAAAACAACUUUUAAUGAAAACUCUGAAUGCUGUAUAUUUUAAGGGAAAAUGAAUAAUAAAAAACUUAACGGAGUAGGGUUAAAAAAAAGUUCAUUUGAAUAUGAGUAAAAUUAAAUUACAUCAUUUUUAUAGAGUGAAAGCACAUUUUAUGGAUGACAAAAUUUAAGGAGAAGGACUUCUUACUACAAAGAAUGGAGAUCAGUAUUAUUAUUAUAUAUUUUAUUAGAUAUAAAGGAGAAUUUUAUGAUAAUAAAAAGCAUGGUCAUGGUGAGUUUCAGACAACAAAAGGAGAUAGGUAAAUCAUUCUAUAAUUUAGAUAUGAAGGAGAAUUUUACAAAGAUAAAAAAUAAGGAAGAGGUACUUAUUACUUUCCUAAUGGCGAUAUGUAAAUUAAAUUUGCUUUAUGUUAGUUAUAAUGGCUAAUUUUAAGAUGAUUAGAUUCAUGGUAAAGGAGAAUUGAAAAUAUAUAAUACUGGAGAUGUGUAAAAUUAAUAUCAAUUCUAGUUAUAUUGGUCUAUUUAAAAAUAAUAAAAAAGAAGGAGAUUUUGAAAUCAAACAUUCAAAUGGAUAGAGGUAUAUAUAUAUUAUUAAAUACAGUUGCAAAGCUGCUUUUAAAAAUGACUAAGAAAUUGGAAAUGUAAAAUCAAUUAUCUAAAAAUCUGCUCAUAUAAUAAAAGGAACUAUAUUUCAUGAUAGAAAACAAUGA